Athalia rosae (coleseed sawfly) is the source of this 1258-nucleotide messenger RNA. RefSeq lists its product as uncharacterized. NCBI's taxonomy places the organism in Eukaryota, Metazoa, Arthropoda, Insecta, Hymenoptera, Athaliidae. The transcript is spliced from 3 exons. The record is from RefSeq and is a predicted model, not a curated record. The coding region runs from base 109 to 1140 and encodes 343 amino acids.
UUGUAAACCGAGGAUAUAUUCACUAAUUGUAAGAAUAAAGUUGUCUAGCGAUUUGAAUAAAGUACACACUUUAUUUCUACUUUUAUAAAAUAAAAUUUCAUCUUUAACAUGUCGAAUUAUAGCAGUUGUAGUCAAGCGUCAACCUUCUCAGGAAUAUCCAGCACAUCUCGUUCGACUAGCAUACGUUGUCCAUUCAAGCCAAAUUUUUCCAUGGAAUCCUCAAGCCAAACAAAUUUGACCGACAGGUUACCCAAAGUUCCAUCAAACGCUGGUAGACCUAUCAGUCAAUUAGAUGAAACAAAUAAAGCCUUUUUGCAGUGUGAAGAAAUCAUCACUGAUCAUGCAAUAAAGAAAUUGAUAUACGAAUGUAUUAUGGAAGUGUCGUCGAAUAAAGAUUCAGUGCUCACACAAAGUGCUAUUGCAAAAUUGAAACAAUUAGUUGCUGGACACGAAAUUCAAAAAUAUUUGCACUUACCAAAUGGCUCAAGCAAUGUAAAUGAAAAAUUAAAUCUUCUUGGCAUCACAGAAUUGCCAAAAGUUGAAUUUGGCUAUGAAGACAAACUAGAGAUUAAACGAUUAAUUGAAACGAAACUGCGCACAAAAGCAAACUCAUUUUUCUCAAGGUAUAAGGCAUUGGGUGGCAAACUGGAAGAAUUGACAAAGAAAAACGAAUUAACGUCACGAGAACCGAUAUCCGAAGUUUUUGAAACAAACACCUACCAUUGGAAAGACAAAAUUGAUCAGGAAUGCAUGGAAUAUGAGAAAGACAUUUUAGAAUACAAGAAAUUCUUUAGUGAGUGGAUAAAUCUAAAGUAUAGAGGCAUGAAUGAUAUUCAACUGAAAAUGGCUGAAAGCUUGCUUGUCAAAGCGCAAGUUGCUGAAGCACAAGCAAAGAUCACUAGGUUAAAUUGUAUCAUGAAAAUGUUUAAAGAAACGCCAAUGACGUUAAAUGCCUAUCAGACGAUCAAUUCCACUCUAGACAGUCAGAUUUCAGAAAUAGACGAAGAAAUUCGAAAACAAGGCACCAAGAAGAAAUUAUAUGAAGAUCUUAGUGGCACCGAAUAUGAUCAAGUUGCACGGAAAUAUUUAGAACUGUGCAAAGCCAUUGAAAAAAAAGAACGUAUCAUGAAGGAUUUAUAGAUCAUCCAAAUUUUUCAAUCAUCAACAUCUCAGACUAGAUUUACAAUUUUUUAUAAAAGUGCUCAUCAAUUGUUACAUCGACUGUACGCAAUAAAUCAUUGGGUUUGGAGACAAACAA